Molecule: messenger RNA, 1654 nt
Organism: Bufo bufo (common toad)
Lineage: Eukaryota; Metazoa; Chordata; Amphibia; Anura; Bufonidae
Product: fibrous sheath CABYR-binding protein-like
Exons: 2
Coding region: 211-1539 (442 amino acids)
Source: RefSeq, a predicted model, not a curated record
GACAGAAAGCUGGAUUGUGAGCUCCAAUGACAAGUUGGCCAAUUAACAGAAAACAUCAAUCGAUUUGGAAUUGUUUCUUAGGAUCUCCAGGCCCUGGUCCACGGGAAAGGUCUGAAUGAAGAUGUCCGUUCUGGCGGUCACCACAAUGACAAGAAAGGACACCACAGAUCACAGCAGUCUCUUUAUCACAUAUCAUAUAUACACAACCAGAUGUACAAAGCCCGUGCUGUCCACCUACUGCCCCGCCAGUCACAGGAAGAAGUGCUGCCCCCGCCAGACAGUCACCGGAAGAAGUGCUGCCCCCGCCAGACAGUCACCGGAAGAAGUGCUGCCCCCGCCAGACAGUCACCGGAAGAAGUACUGCCCCCGACAAACAGUCACCGGAAGAAGUACUGCCCCCGCCAGACAGUCACAGGAAGAAGUACUGCCCCCGCCAGACAGUCACCGGAAGAAGUACUGCCCCCGCCAGUCACCGGAAGAAGUACUGCCCCCCGCCAGACAGUCACAGGAAGAAGUACUGCCCCCGCCAGACAGUCACCGGAAGAAGUACUGCCCCCAACAAACAGUCACCGGAAGAAGUACUGCCCCGCCAGACACAGGAAGAAGUGCUGCCCCCGCCAGACAGUCACCGGAAGAAGUACUGCCCCCGCCAGACAGUCACCGGAAGAAGUACUGCCCCCGCCAGACAGUCACAGGAAGAAGUACUGCCCCCGCCAGACAGUCACAGGAAGAAGUACUGCCCCCAACAAACAGUCACAGGAAGAAGUACUGCCCCCGCCAGACAGUCACAGGAAGAAGUACUGCCCCCAACAAACAGUCACCGGAAGAAGUGCUGCCCCCGCCAGUCACAGGAAGAAGUGCUGCCCCCGCCAGACAGUCACCGGAAGAAGUACUGCCCCCGCCAGACAGUCACAGGAAGAAGUACUGCCCCCGCCAGACAGUCACAGGAAGAAGUACUGCCCCCAACAAACAGUCACCGGAAGAAGUGCUGCCCCCGCCAGACAGUCACAGGAAGAAGUACUGCCCCCGCCAGACAGUCACAGGAAGAAGUACUGCCCCCGCCAGACAGUCACAGGAAGAAGUACUGCCCCCGCCAGACAGUCACCGGAAGAAGUACUGCCCCCGCCAGACAGUCACCGGAAGAAGUACUGCCCCCGCCAGACAGUCACCGGAAGAAGUACUGCCCCCGCCAGACAGUCACCGGAAGAAGUACUGCCCCCGCCAGACAGUCACAGGAAGAAGUACUGCCCCCGCCAGACAGUCACCGGAAGAAGUGCUGCCCCCGCCAGACAGUCACCGGAAGAAGUGCUGCCCCCGCCAGACAGUCACCGGAAGAAGUGCUGCCCCCGCCAGACAGUCACCGGAAGAAGUGCUGCCCCCGCCAGACAGUCACCGGAAGAAGUGCUGCCCCCGACAGACAGUCACAGGAAGAAGUACUGCCCCGCCACACAGUCACAGGAAGAAGUACUGCCCCCACCAGACAGUCACAGGAAGAAGUGCCGCCCUCUGCCUGAUGGUCACAGGAAGAAGAAGUGCUGACCUGCCGCUCAGAGGAAGAGCCAGAAGCGCUGCCCUCUACCUGCCGCUCAGAGGACGAGCCAAAGUGCUGCCCUCUACCUGCCGCUCAGAGGACGAGCCAAAGUGCUGCCCUCUA